AAGUUUAAUUUCAGCAUGCACCACAACUGCUGAUGUGCUUCAUAAAGAACCAGCUGGUCCCGUGAUCGUUACCGAAAUACCCGGACCAAGGUCGAAAGAGUUGAAAAAUUCUUUAGGCCACAUUCAGAAAAUGUUUUCAUGCAAUUGUUGUAAUGAUUUCUCCCCUUAUUUUGAGGAGAGUACCGUUUAUUUUCCUAUUGACUUAAUGUUGAACAAUUUUCAGAAUGCAGAAGAGGUAAAAUUCUUCGUUGAUUACGAUAAAUGCAUUGGAAAUUACAUCGCGGACGUAGACGGUAACCUAGUGCUGGAUUUCUACAGUCAGAUAUCUUCUCUUCCGUUAGGAUACAACCACCCCGCGAUCGUUAACGCGAUUCAGAAGGAACAAAAUCUAGCGCUGUUUGCAAAUCGUCCAGCACUGGGCGUAUUCCCGCCGGCGGACUACAUUAAUUUAUUAAACAAUGCCCUUUUGUCGGUGAUUCACAUGGAUUUGUCUCUUCUACGAAGACUGUAUGAAGUUUUCAGAUUAGCAAGUCACAUUCUCACAUUACAGACAUUCGUUUCCUUUCAGGUAGCUCCGGAAGGCAUGAAGCGCGUCGUAGCGACAAUGUCGGGAGCAAAUUCAAACGAAAACGCGAUUAAAACUGCAUUUAUUUGGUAUAUGACAAAGAGACGUGGUGGCAAGGGACCCUCGGAGGCGGAUAAGGACGCUGCCCUUCAUCAACAAAAACCGGGUUCCCCGUCACUCAGUAUUCUAUCUUUUGACAAAGCGUUUCACGGAAGGACUUGCGCUUGUUUGUCGUUGUGCCAUACGAAGGGCAUUCAUAAGGUUGACAUACCUGCCAUGGACUGGCCGGUAGCGCCAUAUCCGGAGUACAAAUAUCCAAUCGAGCAGCAUCUAUCGGAAAACCAGCAGGAGGAUCAAAGAUGUCUUUCGCAGGUAGAAAGCCUGAUAGAUGAAUGGAAAGACAAAAAAAUGGACGUUGCCGGUCUGAUAGUCGAACCGAUACAGGCAGAAGGAGGAGACAACCGUGCUUCAGAUGAUUUUUACCGAGAACUACAGCAUAUCUGCAAAAAGCCCUCGAGAAUCUUUGACACUUGGUUUGGUGAUCCUUCGAAGUUACUGAUGCUCGAGGCGGUUGUGAAGACUCUCAGCAAGGAGAAUCUCAUCGAUAACGUACGCAAGACAGGAGAAGUGUUGCUGAAGGGGUUACAAGAUCUUCAGGUAGGGUUCACAAAGUAUCCAAAAAUUCUCAGCUGCGCAAGAGGUAGAGGUACCUUCUGCGCCGUCACGAUCGCGUCUCCUGCUGAACGUGAUAAAAUUGUGAAGGAAAUGUUGCAGAAUGGAAUAAAUCUUGGCGGCUGUGGAACGCACAGCAUUCGAUUUCGUCCAACACUCAUUUGUCAGCCAAAACACGUCGAGAUUAUGCUUGAUCGCUUAAAAGACGUUCUUGCAAAUAAUUAA
Molecule: messenger RNA, 1462 nt
Organism: Soboliphyme baturini
Lineage: Eukaryota; Metazoa; Nematoda; Enoplea; Dioctophymatida; Soboliphymatidae
Source: the annotation of a GenBank genome assembly